This is a messenger RNA of Penicilliopsis zonata CBS 506.65, 741 nucleotides long. RefSeq lists its product as hypothetical. The transcript is spliced from 4 exons. Lineage: Eukaryota; Fungi; Ascomycota; Eurotiomycetes; Eurotiales; Aspergillaceae. Gene Ontology annotation, cellular component: ribosome. Bases 82 to 453 code for a protein of 123 amino acids. Gene Ontology annotation, molecular function: RNA binding; structural constituent of ribosome. The record is from RefSeq and is a predicted model, not a curated record. Gene Ontology annotation, biological process: cytoplasmic translation.
UCACGGCGCAGGAUAUUCACCUCUUUGCGACCUCAUCAAGUUUAUCUUUCGAUAAAAAAAACCCCCCCCAUAUUCAUUACAAUGGCUCCCGUUGCUCGUGGCAAGAAGGCCCAGAAGGUCACCAAGAAGUUCAUCAUCAAUGCUUCUCAGCCGGCCAACGACAAGAUCUUCGAUGUCUCCGCCUUCGAGAAGUUCCUUCACGACCGCAUCAAGGUCGAGGGCCGUGUCGGUAACCUCGGCGACAGCGUUGCGAUCAGCCAGACCUCCGAUGGCAAGAUCGAGGUUGUUGCCCACAUCCCCUUCUCCGGUCGCUACCUGAAGUACCUCACCAAGAAGUACCUCAAGAAGCAGCAGCUCCGUGACUGGCUCCGUGUCGUUUCCACCUCCAAGGGUGUCUAUGAGCUCCGCUUCUACAACGUCGUCGACGACGCUGCCGAGGAGGAUGAGGAGUAAACAGCUCCUUCUUGCCGACGGAUAUAAAUGAGCCGGGCUGUCCUGGUUCCAUUUAAAAAAAAAACGGGGGGGUUGGUGAAAAUGGCGAGAUCCUGGCUUCGGUUGACUACGGCCUUAUUCAAGGGAUAGAGUCACUCUCGUUCAGAGUGGCGAGGUUGAUUGGUUUUUGGGAGGAUAAUGCUGCCUGAAAUGGCACUGGGUCUUUCCAUAGAGCUGUCGAUCUACCCUAGUCGACCAUUUCAACGAUCCAGCUUAAAAAAGAAUAAAAGCUUCAAUUGAUGAAUAUAU